GCGGAACGAAAACGUGGCAGGUGGAGAAAAGUCCCCAUGCUGCACAGAGCGCGGCUCCGGCUCCGCGGCGCGGCUCCAUCCGGGCACUGGAGUGCGGCUGCGGUGGGCGCGGUCCCAUCCGGGUCCCGGGGAUGCUGUCAGGGCGCCGGUUGGGCGGGGCUGGGCUGCGAGAAGCAUCCAGGCUUAGGCGGCCCGUGUAGGACCUGCCCUGCCUGCCUCCCGCCGUCCGGAGACGGCUUCGCUACCGCCAGCUCUCUCGCCUGCCCUCCCCUUCUUAUCGCCCUGCGCUCCGACAGCCGCCGCAGCUCCCUGGGGCUGCGCCACUACUCGGCGUCGGAGGCCGUGCUGGCCCGGGCAGGCCCUGCCCCGCCGCCCCUCCCAGCCGCGGCCUCGCAGGACUCCUGGAAAGAUAAACAAUGGAGGACGAGGAAAACCAAGUGCAGCUUCUGAACGAGAAGCAGGUGCCAAGCUCCGCGACUGAUUAUGCGUGGCAUGUCACCGAUAUGAAUAGACUCCAGCGCUUCUUGUGUUUUGGUUCAGAAGGUGGUACUUACUCCAUCAAAGAGCAGAAGCUGGGCUUUGAAAAUGCAGAAGCUUUAAUGAGACUGAUUGAAGAGGGUAGAGGUUGUGAAGCUAUUCAAGAAAUAAAGACAUUUAGUAAAGAAGGCAGAGCCGCAAAACAGGAGCCUCUGCUUUUUGCUCUUGCAGUUUGCUCACAGUGUUCUGAUGCAAAAACAAAGCAAGCGGCAUUUAAAGCUGUUCCUGAGGUUUGUUGCAUACCAACCCAUCUCUUUACUUUCAUCCAAUUUAAAAAAGAUCUGAAGGAGGGCAUGAAAUGUGGCAUGUGGGGCCGUGCACUGAGGAAAGCUGUUGCAGAUUGGUACAAUGGAAAGAAUGGCAUGGCUGUUGCUUUAGCAGUUACAAAAUAUAAACAAAGAAGUGGUUGGUCUCAUAAAGAUCUUCUGAGGUUGUCCCACCUAAAACCUGCCAGUGAAGGCAUUGCUGUAGUCGCGAAAUAUAUUACCAAAGGAUGGAAAGAUGUUCAAGAGGCUUAUAAAGACAAAGCAGUUUCUGCUGAGAUUGAAAAACUCUUGAAGUAUCUGGAGGCUGUGGAGAAAGUAAAACGCACAAAAGAUGAAUUGGAAGUUACUCAUUUAAUAGAGGAAUAUGGUCUGGUUAGGGAGCAUCUCCUGACAAACCAUCUGAAAUCUAAAGAGGUUUGGAAGGCAUUGCUGAAGGAGAUGUCCAUUUCUGUACUGUUGAGAAAUUUAGGGAAGCUGACAGCAAAUUCAGUACUUGAACCACGAGGUUCAGAAGUGGCAAUAGUGUGUGAAAGACUGAGAAAUGAGAAACUGCUAAAAAAGGCUAGAAUACAUCCAUUCCACAUUUUGGUUGCAUUAGAAACCUAUAAAGCUGGACAUGGAAGCAGAGGGAAGCUUUGGUGGCGUCCUGAUCAAGACAUUUUAGAAGCUUUAGAUGCUUCCUUUUACAAAACUUUCAAGACAGUUGAACCAACAGGAAAACGCUUCUUAGUUGCAGUUGAUGUCAGUGCAUCAAUGACGCAAAAGGUUCUGGGCAGCGUGCUCAGCGCCAGCACGGUCGCAGCAGUAAUGUGUAUGGUUGUGGCACGUACUGAGAAGGAUCCCCACAUUGUUGCCUUUUCACAUGAAUUGGUCCCUUGCCCAGUGACAGCUGAUAUGACGUUACCUCAAGUAUUAGUGAAAAUGUAUGAAAUUCCAAUGGGUACCACUGAUUGUUCCCUUCCUAUGAUAUGGGCUCAGAAAACUCAGACAGCUGCUGAUGUCUUCAUAGUAUUUACUGAUAACGAGACCUUUGCUGGACAUACUCAACCUGCAGCAGCUCUUAGAGAGUACAGAGAGAAAAUGGGUAUUCCUGCUAAACUGAUUGUUUGUGGAAUGACUUCAAAUGGUUUCACGAUCGCAGAUCCCGAUGACAGAGGCAUGUUGGAUAUAUGCGGCUUUGAUACAGGAGCUUUGGAUGUUAUUCGAAACUUCGCUUUGGAUUUGAUUUAAUUUUCUAGGCAUCUGUUCUUCCCAGUGGGUCCAUUGCUGGCAACAGACUUCACCCUGGGAACUCCCAGCCAAAUGUACUUUAUUAGAAUAUGACAUAUUAUAGACGUAUCAGAAUGUUACAUUUUUGUGAGGGGAAGAACCAAGAAAAGCAGAUGAGAAAAUCUCUUUUAUCUUUUUUCCUGUUGCAUACGAGUUAAAAAAACAGCAGGAAAUUUGCUAAAAGCUACAGGGUUACACAAUACCUAAUUUAAUUUCAUUUGUAGUAGAUUAUAAAUACUGAGAGAUUUUUAAUUCUCCCUCCUCCUCCCCCUUCCUCCUCUGUUGCUGUGGAACGCUUGCUUGCAAGAAUAAAAUUAUAAAUGACUCUUAAGAUGGGGCAGGAAAAAAGUGAGUUUAGCAUUUUUAAUAAUGUAAGUUUAACAGCAACUUUGAAAGUUUUUUCUUUAGUCUUUUUGUUUUCAUUUUGUAAGCUCUGUAUUUUACAAGCAUUACUAAGGUUCAACAACAGUUUUCAUUGCUCCACUUCCAAUCUACAAAAGAAAUAUUUUCCAGCACAUAUGAGACCAUGUGACUGUGAUGCAGUAUAAAUGAUAGCCAGUGAAAUUUUAUACUGAUAAAACUGAAAGUGGAAGUGCUCAUGAUACUGUAUCUAGAUUAUCAUCAAGCUUUCCAGGAGUAAAGUGUCAUUCCCUUCAGAUAAACUGAAGGCAAAUUUCUGUACAGUGCAGUUUCAGAAGCACUAGUUUACAAUAAUAUGCUUUACAAGAAGUUCUAAAAACUGCUAGCAAAAAAAAAAGAUCUUGGAAAUGGCUGGGAAGCCACAUUCAGUCCAUGUUAACAUCUUAAAGAAGCACCAGCACACUUUCAGUGAAGAACUUCCAACAGGUGCAUGUGUCUUGGCCUGCUCUUGAAAGCUGAAUGCUAAGAACCAGAAACAAAAAGCUACAUUUUCUUCAAAAGAAUGUAUUCAGUGAUACAGAAACAAUCUUCCUAACAGGAGAGUAUUUAGGUUUUUUAACUCUUUUUGUAGAUUAACAUUAGUUCUGCUCUAAGAAAUUAAUUCAAGCUAACAUAUUUCAAAACUACCUCCAGUUUAUAGGGACCAAUUCUUAAAAACUUUUAUGAAAUGUACAGUUGCCUCUUUUCAUGUUCUCAAAAUCAUGUUUAGGAAGUGAUAGCAACUGGAUUUUUUUUUAAUUUCUGUUUUUUUUCUAGACUGACAAUAUGAGUUAAUAAGGAGAAAACUAGUGAGUAUCAUCACUUGAGAACAGGAGUCAAUAGGAAUUCUCUGUGUGUGUGUGUAUUUAAUUCUGUGUGUUUUUAGGUGUGCUUGUACAGGGGGAAGUUUAAAGAUCUUUGUAGUAGAUCACAGUCUUAGAAGAUGAGAGGGUUUUUUUUUAAGUGAUGCUUUUACAACUUCCCCUAAGACAUACGUGUGUCAGCCUCUUUUAUGCUAAUUCUGGCUCUUUUAAACAGUGAAUUUGAUGUCAAUGUGAAAACAACUAUGAUUUAUAAAAAUAACCCAGCUGUGGUAAAUGACACGCAAGACCUUAUUUUUCUGCUGAAAUGCCAAGCUUUUAAAUGUAAAAUUCAAGUUCAUAUUAUACUUUUGAUACUAGUAACACUUUUCAUUAUGCCUCAUACAUGCCGAGUGUAAAUUCAAAGCUCCUAUGCGAUAGGAUGGAUACCUCUUCUGGUGCUAAAAUGUAACAUUUUACUGAAGGUGUUCUGCUACAUACUUCUACCUUCACGACUAAAUCAAAACAGUGAGGGAUGCUGUUUCUGUCGAUCAAACCAUGGCUUAAAGAACUGAUGGUAGGAACAUUAAUGCAGUUACGUCUGAAUUAGCACUGCUCGUACGACACAGCUCUGAUUAGAAUUCUUGAGGAUACAGGACUGCCACCAGCUUGUGAAGUGACAUCUAGGAAAAAAAAAAGAAGUGUUCCUACAAAAGCUUAGCACUUUGAUUUUUGAAAAUCACCCAUUUCUCCUGAUAAGUCUCUUACCACUGUUAGUAUUCUUUCUAAAGAAGCACCAUGAAUAUGGGGAGUAUAACCCAUUUGGUAAAUACAUGUUAAUAAUGAUUUCAAUUAAAUGCACUGAUGUUUUGGGGUUGUUUUGGUAGUAAUGUGUUUUAAAUUACACAAUAGUCAAACAUCUGAUGGGGUGUUUCCUUUUAAGCUAGAGAUGUUGAAAAUAACUGAUAGAUAAGUAUCUUUUCCAAGUACUUUUUCUUAUUUGGAGCAGUAUUUAUGAAAUAAUAGGAAAUAUUUUGGGAUAAAUAUAAACUGAAAACUUAAACAGGUAUUUCAAGUACCUGUGUGCAGUUAACUGCAUAAAUUUACUGCAAGUAAAAGGUUAGACUAGUUACUAAUGGAUUCAAUUAAGGGUUAUAGUAGUGUUGUAUCUUUGAAAGGAGUCUAGUUUAAAAUACAGUUCCUUGAACUCGUGUGAAUGAACUUUUCAUUAGAACUUAGAGAAAAGUGUAGCUCUCUGUAUCUGUUGACACUGGAUAGCUAUAUGUCAUGUUAAAGAUAGUCAUCCAGGCUGGAGUACAUAAUAUGCUCCUAGAUAUUUACUCUAUCUCUAGGUACUAAAAGAUCUUGUUAGAAUAUUCUAAGUGGUUUGGUUAUCCAGUGUAAAACCAGCACCAGUGAGAUCAUACUGUCAUCUGCCUCUUCAAGGUUUUUGGAGCAAGGGGAAACUGAAGUAAAUGCUGAUGGCUGAGA
Molecule: messenger RNA, 4762 nt
Organism: Pogoniulus pusillus (Red-fronted tinkerbird)
Lineage: Eukaryota; Metazoa; Chordata; Aves; Piciformes; Lybiidae
Gene: RO60
Product: Ro60, Y RNA binding protein
Exons: 9
Coding region: 417-2033 (538 amino acids)
Cellular component (GO): ribonucleoprotein complex
Molecular function (GO): RNA binding
Source: RefSeq, a predicted model, not a curated record